AUGAACAUCAUCGAGGAACAUCACGAUGUCUAUACCAGAGCGCCUGAGCGUGAGGUUACGCUCCUCCACAUGAGGAAGAACACAAUGAUCAGGAACGACUCACUUUCACACCCAGGCCCAGGCAAUCUUUGCAGCCUCAUGGCCAAUGUCAACUGCCCGCUACUCUUCAUAUCCCUUCUUGUCUGGACACUGUUUCUGGCCUAUCUGAUUGCAGUCAUCAUCCAGUUGGUCGUCUGGGGCACUACCUCUUGGCGCAGGAUCCCCUUGCGACUAUGGGCACUGCUGGUCCGGCGUGAGCUCUACAUUGUCUCACUGCACGACUUCGCAACGGGCGAAUGCAUUAUAGCUGGUGCCUUCCCUUCUCAAACGGAUGCAACAAAUGCCAUCGAUCAGAUCUUGGAGAAUGACUUUGAAGGCCGAGAUUUGUGGGACAACGACCUCAAACACUGCGUACUCGACAACACCGACCUCGGCCUACUCAUCAAGUUACCACAAGGCCACGAGCAUUUCUCUGGGGUCAUGGCGGCUGUCCAUAACAUGCGUUUCAGGGACGGCGUGCAGGACACAUGGUGA
This is a messenger RNA of Fulvia fulva, 573 nucleotides long. RefSeq lists its product as uncharacterized. Bases 1 to 573 code for a protein of 190 amino acids. The record is from RefSeq and is a predicted model, not a curated record. Lineage: Eukaryota; Fungi; Ascomycota; Dothideomycetes; Mycosphaerellales; Mycosphaerellaceae. The transcript has 2 exons.